UUUGAUCGUGGAUCGAUAAUUUAUGCUUAUAAUAGCUCGAUUAAUAAUGAUUCUUUUACAAUAUAUCUAUCAGGUUCAUCACCAAUUAUUAUUCUGUUAGUAAUGCGAACAUAUCUAACGAAUGAUUCUGAUGAAACUUUUGCAUGUACAAUGCUUAUACCAAUGCCGAAUAAAAGUAAUUAUAUUUAUUUUAUUGACUAA
Molecule: messenger RNA, 201 nt
Organism: Loa loa (African eye worm)
Lineage: Eukaryota; Metazoa; Nematoda; Chromadorea; Rhabditida; Onchocercidae
Exons: 1
Source: RefSeq, a predicted model, not a curated record